AUGUCGUCCCUUCCCAAAACGUACAAGGCCGCCGUCUUUGAGAAGGCCGGUCAGCCUCUGACUCUCAAGGAUGUUGAGCUCAAGCACCCACAAGAUGGUCAGAUUCUCGUCAAGGUCGAAGCCUGCGGAGUCUGCCAUUCGGACGCGCUCGUUCAGUCCGGCGGCUUCGGCGAGCUUCCCCGAAUUCCUGGUCACGAGAUCGUUGGCAAGGUCGUCGAGGUAGGCUCUCACGUCACAAAGUGGAAGAACGGUGACCGCGUCGGCGGCGCUUGGCACGGUGGUCACGAUGGUACUUGCCGUCAGUGCAACCAGGGCCUCUUCCAAAUGUGCGAUAAUGGCCAGAUUAACGGCGUCACUCGUGACGGUGGAUACGCAGAAUACUGCCUGCUUCAAGCCGAGUCUGCUGUGCGUCUUCCCGCUGACGGCGAUGCCGUGCAGAUGGCGCCACUUAUGUGCGCCGGUGUCACGGUCCACAACGGCAUCCGCAAGAUGAACAUCACUCCGGGCGAAGUUGUCGCCAUUCAAGGUCUGGGUGGACUAGGCCACCUUGCGGUCCAGUAUGCCAGCAAGAUGGGUUACCGCACCGUCGCGCUUUCCCGUGGCACAGACAAGAAGGAUUUCGCCAUGAAACUCGGCGCCAGCGACUAUAUCGACACCAAGGCCGAGAAUGCCGCCGAGGCGCUCCAAAAGAUGGGUGGUGCCGCCUUGAUUGUCGCUACUGCGCCCAACCCGGAGCACAUCUCGCCCUUGGUCGGCGGCUGCAAGCCAUUGGGCAAGCUUCUGAUCCUAGCACCCGUCGGAGACGUCCCCGUCAACUCGGUCGCCAUGAUCACCAAGGGAAUUUCGGUGCACGGUUGGCCUUCGGGUCACGCGCUCGACUCGGAGGAUGCCGUUGCGUUCAGUAAGAGAUUCGGUGUCGACUGCAUGUGCGAGACUUUCCCUCUUGCCAAGGCCAACGAGGCCUUUGAGCACAUGAUGGCCAACAAGGCUCGCUUCCGUGCUGUCCUCACGAUCCCAGCGCCACUCGGAUUAUCCAAAGUAAUCGCCAUGACGGUACAAAAGAUCGGCAAAUACACCCAGUACGAUGCCAAGACCGGUAUCUACAAGUCAGACGUGGCGUACAGCCCAGCUUCAGCGUCAUGCAUCUACGAGUAUCUCCUUGGCUCCAUCAGUUUCGGUGACCAGGAGGAGGUACUGAGAGAGUGCGGCAGUGGGAGGACCAUCUCUCUCGGCCUCCUCAAGUUGAACGCGCAGCGACUCGGCGUGGGCUUGACCAGCAAAUGCAAACUGAAGCCGGGCGACACGGUCUUGCUGUACCUUCACUCUUCGAUCGACUUCGCCAUUGUCUUGCUUGCAUCGCAGUUCGCCGGUCUUCGAGUGGCGCUCGCCAAUCCGGACUAUUUGCCGAUCGAGCUCAAGCAUGUCGUCCGUCUCACAAAGCCCAAGAAGAUCUUUGCACCUUCACGCGCCAUGAGUCGGCUCGGAAAAGCUGGUGUAGGAAGCCAUUCCAUCAUCAUCACAGACGGCGAUGUCUUCGGGUUCAACGGUGUUCUCUCGCUGGAGGGACUGAUGGUGGACGAAGCCACCGCCAAGCAAGCCAACGCUCACGUUCCAAGAAACAUCGACGAGACUGCGUACCUACCUUUCAGCAGUGGCACGACUGGCCUGCCCAAGGCAGUCGAGAUCUCGCACAACAACGUGAUCAACAUGGUCGAGAUCCUCCAUCACGCACCAGCCUUCUUUCCACGAAAUGACGAUGGGUCCCAGGCGCAGUUUCGCACGUUGAACUUCCUGCCCUUCUUUCAUGCGUACGCAUUGAUCCUGAUGCUGCACUAUCCGAUUCGCAAAAGGGGUCACACCAGCAUCAUCCGACCCUUCCAGCCGGAAGCAUACUGCCGAUUGGUCAAGGAACUCGAGGUCAACUUUAUCGCUCUGGUGCCUCCCGUCCUCACGCUCCUCACCAAGCACCCAAGUGCGACCAAGGGAACCUUUGCUAGCGUCACGCACUCGAUGUGUGGAGCAGCGCCGCUGGACUUUGAGACGCAGAGCGCCUUCAUGCAGAAGACGGGUGUACGCGUCAAUCAAGCGUUCGGCAUGACGGAAACCACGGUGGGAGCCCUCGGACUGCCUGGCGACGAACCAUCUGGCUCUGUCGGCGGUCUGAACCCUGCGACGUUGGCUCGCAUCCGGGACGUCGAGACGGGCGAGUAUCUGGGCCCAGGAGAGCGAGGCGAGUUGCUCAUCCAAGGCCCACAAGUGUGCAAAGGCUACUACGGCAACCCGGGGGCGACACGCGAUACCUUCACCGAGGAUGGCUACCUUCGCACUGGCGAUAUUGCGAUUGUCGAUCCACGCACGGGCGAGUUCAGCAUCGUCGACCGACUCAAAGAGCUCAUUAAAUACAAAGGCUUCCAAGUGGCGCCCGCCGAGCUGGAAGGCGUGCUUGUAUCGCACCCCGCCAUUGCUGCAGCCGCCGUCGUCGGCCGAUACGAUCAGCAGCAGGGCACCGAGCUGCCACUGGCAUUCGUUGAGCUCAAAACAGGCCAGCAGAACGAAAACAAGGUAGUCGAGGAGAUCGAUGCCUACGUGCGGGCCAAAGUGUCGCACCACAAGUACCUGCGUGGAGGGAUUCGCAUCUUGGAUAAGGUGCCCGUCAGCGCCAGCGGCAAAAUCUUGCGCAAGGAGAUCCGCAAGUUGCUGCAGGCCGAGAUGGCGGCGAAAAGUUCGUCGAAUGCGAAAGCCAAGUUGUAG
Molecule: messenger RNA, 2751 nt
Organism: Kalmanozyma brasiliensis GHG001
Lineage: Eukaryota; Fungi; Basidiomycota; Ustilaginomycetes; Ustilaginales
Product: Alcohol dehydrogenase, C-terminal
Exons: 5
Coding region: 1-2751 (916 amino acids)
Biological process (GO): secondary metabolic process
Molecular function (GO): zinc ion binding; CoA-ligase activity; oxidoreductase activity
Source: RefSeq, a predicted model, not a curated record